AUGGCCUCUUCUGUUCCUUCCACUGGCUCGGCCAAGGUCGAUGCCGUCGUUGAGAAGGCUGCUGCCGCCGCCCCUGGCCAGCUCUCCGGUCUUGCCCUCUACUCCAGAUUCGCCCUUGCCGGUGCCGUCUGCUGCUCCGUCACCCACGGUGCCCUCACUCCCGUCGAUGUCGUCAAGACCAGAAUCCAGCUCGACCCCGCCACCUACAACCGCGGUAUGAUCGGUGGUUUCAAGCAGGUCAUCCAGAACGAGGGUGCCGGCGCUCUUCUCACCGGCUUCGGACCUACCGCUGCCGGUUACUUCCUCCAGGGCUCCCUGAAGUUCGGUGGAUACGAGUUCUUCAAGCAGCAGUCCAUCAACUUGAUCGGCUACGAGAACGCCGUCAACAACCGCACUGCUGUCUACCUCGCCUCCUCCGCUGCCGCCGAGUUCUUCGCCGACAUUGCCCUGUGCCCUCUUGAGGCCACCCGUAUCCGUCUCGUCUCCGAGCCCACCUACGCCAACGGUCUCAUUGGCGGCUUCAGCAAGAUGCUCAAGAACGAGGGUGUCGGUGCCUUCUACGCCGGUUUCGGACCCAUUCUGUUCAAGCAGAUCCCCUACACCAUGUCCAAGUUCGUCGUCUUCGAGAAGGUCUCCGAGGCCAUCUUCCGCCAGUACCCCAAGAACACCCUCUCCGACGGUGCCCAGACCGCCGUCAACCUCGGCUCCGGUCUCAUGGCCGGUUUCGCCGCCGCCAUCGUUUCCCAGCCCGCCGACACCAUGCUCUCCAAGAUCAACAAGACCAAGGGUCUCCCCGGUGAAGGCACCACCUCCCGCCUCAUCAAGAUCGCCAAGGAGCUCGGCAUCCGCGGCUCUUACACCGGUAUCGGUGCCCGUCUCUUCAUGGUCGGUACCCUUACUGCCGGUCAGUUCGCCAUCUACGGUGACCUCAAGAAGGCCCUCGGUGCCACCGGCGGUGUUGAGAUCUCCAAAUAA
Messenger RNA from Colletotrichum fioriniae, 975 nucleotides. Lineage: Eukaryota; Fungi; Ascomycota; Sordariomycetes; Glomerellales; Glomerellaceae. The record is from RefSeq and is a predicted model, not a curated record.